Molecule: messenger RNA, 2851 nt
Organism: Peromyscus eremicus (cactus mouse)
Lineage: Eukaryota; Metazoa; Chordata; Mammalia; Rodentia; Cricetidae
Gene: Zup1
Product: zinc finger containing ubiquitin peptidase 1
Exons: 10
Coding region: 906-2660 (584 amino acids)
Source: RefSeq, a predicted model, not a curated record
GGAGGCCGGGCCCGCGGCGCUCGCUGGGGCGGGCUGUGCGGGCCGCGGCGCCGGGCAGUGGUGGCUCCGGCGGCGGGGAGGGGCGGCGCUGCAGCCGCGGGUCCCAGUCCACAGGCCCGCCCUGGGUAGCCGCAGAUCCGGUUCCCGGAGCCCGGUGGGACGUUGGCGCAGAACUUUGUCAGAUUCGGGCCUGACCGCCUUCGCCACCGGAGUACCCAGGCUAGCCCUCCGCCAGCCUGGGCCUGUCUCGCUCCCAGCGUAUCCUUUAUCUGCCGUGCCCCAGCCUGUGUAAGAAACGAAACUGGGUGCCAAGAGAACCGACUUCCUUCUCGAAUCAGACAAUUAUUUUCCUUGUCUGGAGAGAAACGAGAAAAAGAGAAAAAAAAAAAAAUGUAGAGAGAUUUUGUAAAGCUGAAUUUAGAUGAAGGGGAUAAUUGUCCUCCUUUUUCUUUUCUGGGAUUAAAUACUUGACAGCUAGGUGAUCGUCUGGCUAGGAAAGUGGUGUGGUUGCUUGAAAAGGUUUGUUUGGUUUGGCUCUUUUUAAAACACCUUCCUAUAAGUAGUCAGCAUUCCAUUAGCCCAUCAAAUCUAAAGUCUCGGGACGUGUUGGACUUCAGAGGACUUCAGAGGAAUGAGCUGUUAGCUAACAUAAUGAAACCAGCGUCUGUAACCCAGUUUGCUAGAUUCUGGAGUAAGUGCUGUUUUCCCACAGCCUUUCAGCUUUUGCCUUUGGACUCUGCAGUAUGUGUUUGCCUUCCGUUACUUUCUGGCUUUCGUGACCUGUCUGAUCCAGGGUUUCCAUGUAUGCAAAGUGAUACAUGUAAAAAACGGUAGCUGUAGUGUUCAGUUUGCCAUAUGUAAAGCUCUGAAAUGUUACUAAGGUGCAUUUACCCUCAUAAUACUGCAUGCAAGUGCAUGCCCCUGCCAUGCUCUCCUGUGACAUAUGUGGAGAAACAGUGACCUCCGAACCAGAUAUGAAGGCUCACCUCGUUGUUCACAUGGAAAACGAAGUUAUAUGUCCGUUUUGCAAGUUGUCAGGUGUAAACUACGAUGAAAUGUGUUUUCAUAUUGAAACUGCUCAUUUUGAGCAAAAUACACCAGACAGAAACUUUGAGAAGCUAAAUGCAAGACAGUAUGAAAAUCCAGACAGUAAGAAUACCACCCUGCAGAGUGCAAUGGAAGUCAAUUCAAGUAUUCAUUCAGCCUGUGCGUCCAAUUUUCCAAAAUAUUCACCUCAAAGCCUUCCUAGAGAUGGGAUUUUAAAACAUGAAGCUUUUCAUACAGAGAACAUAACCGAAUCUAGAAAGUACCCGAAAAGCCCAGAGAAGCAGUCUGGAUUGUCUGUGGUACAAGGACCAAUUUACGGGACAACGUACAGUCUCCCCGAAUGUCCAUUUUGUGGAAAAAUAGAGGGGCGUAGUCAAGAUAUGGAGAUGCAUGUAAAGACAAAGCAUGCCAGUCUCUUAGAGGCGCCAUUAGAAGACUGCCAUCAACCAUUCUAUGACUGUCCCAUGUGUGGACUCGUCUGUACAAAUUACCAUAUUCUCCAGGAACAUGUGGACUUGCAUUUAGAAGAAAGCAGCUUUCAACAAGGCAUGGACACAGUCCAGUGUUCUAGUGACCGAGAAUUAGCUCACCAGCUUCAGCAAGAGGAAGACAGGAAGAGGAAAUCUGAAGACUCAAGACAGGAAAGGGAAGAGUUCCAGAAGCUGCAGCGGCAGUAUGGUUUGGAUAACUCUGGAGGUUACAGACAACAGCAGCUGUGGCAUAUGGAGAGAGAAGUCAGCAGGGGAAGAAUGCAUCCCUCUGAAUUUCAUAGCAGAAAAGCCGACAUGAUGGAAUCGAUAGCUGUUGGUAUUGAUGACGGAAAAACAAAAACUUCGGGAAUUAUUGAAGCCCUCCAUAGAUAUUAUCAGAACACUGCCACAGAUGUGAGGUGUGUGUGGCUCUCUGCAGUGGUGGAUCACUUUCACUCAUCUUUUGGGGACAAAGGUUGGGGUUGUGGUUAUAGAAAUUUCCAGAUGCUGCUUUCAUCAUUACUACAAAAUGAUGUGUAUGGUGACUGCUUGAAAGGUAUGUCAAUUCCUUGUAUUCCAAAAAUUCAGUCCAUGAUUGAAGAUGCGUGGAAGGAAGGUUUUGAUCCUCAGGGAGCCUGUCAACUUAACAACAAAUUACAGGGAACAAAGGCCUGGAUUGGAGCAUGUGAGAUUUAUACACUUCUGACCUCACUGAGAGUAAAGUGCCGCAUUAUUGAUUUUCACAAGCCAACUGGUCCUUCGGGUACACACCCUCGCUUAUUUGAGUGGAUACUGAACUAUUAUUCUUCAGAGCGGGAAGGGAACCCAAAAGUUGUGUGUACAUCUAAACCUCCUGUCUAUCUCCAGCACCAGGGUCACAGUCGAACAAUUGUUGGAAUUGAAGAGAAAAAAAACCGAACAUUGUGUUUACUAAUAUUUGAUCCUGGAUGUCCUUCCCGAGAAAUGCAGAAACUGUUAAAACAAGACAUAGAGGCUGGUAGUCUCAGGCAGCUGCGGAAAUCUGUGGGAAAUCUAAAACAUAAGCAGUACCAGAUAGUAGCCGUAGAGGGCGUUCUUUCGCCAGAGGAGAAAGUUGCCAGAAAACAGGCUUCUCAAGUGUUUACAGCGGAGAAGAUUCCUUGAGUGAAAUAUUUCGGUGAUUUUGUACUGAUCUUUUUUCUGAUACAGAACUCUGAUAUAGUUGAAGAAUUUGAUUUCAUUUAAGUCCUUGUUAUAAUAUUUAAGUUGUAAAUGCCUGUUAAGUUAUACUUCUUAGUACUUCAUUGUCUAGUAAUUAGUUGAAUAAAAUACCUGGUUUGUGUUGUUGGUUUUGA